AUGUCUUAUUAUGAAAUGAAUACUGUAACUUCUAUUAAGGUUAUAAUUCAUAAUGUAUGCGUGGAGAAGAAUGCAACAUAUGGUGGCACCUGCCUAAAUGUGGGCUGUAUCCCCUCCAAGUCGCUGCUUAACAAUUCCCAUUACUAUCAUAUGGCCAAAGGAAAGGAGUUUGCUGACCGAGGCAUUGAGGUUGACAAUGUGAGGCUUAACUUGGACAAGCUGAUGGGAGCCAAAGAGAAGGCAGUGAAGGCACUCACUGGUGGCAUUGCUCAUCUCUUUAAGAACAACAAGAUUGUUGGGGCCAUGGGGAAGAUCACAGGGCCCAAUGAAGUGACGUCCUCAAAGAAGAUGGCUCUAAUGACCCCUGCAAGACCAAGAACAUUCGAUUGCCCCACCGGCUCUGAGGUUACUCCCUUCCCAGGCAUCCCUGUAGAUGAGGAGCAGAUUGUAUCCUCCACUGGUGCGCUGAAGCUCAAGAGUGUUCCUGAGAAGUUGAUUCUCAUUGGGGCUGGUGUCAUUGGCCUUGAGCUUGUGAGUAUUAAAGCAAAGGCAGUUUCAGGUAUUUGGCUGUGGUUACUUAACUUUAUUUAUAUGUGUGUCUCUCUGUUUGUGGAGUGA
Messenger RNA from Penaeus monodon (black tiger shrimp), 618 nucleotides. RefSeq names its product dihydrolipoyl dehydrogenase, mitochondrial-like. The transcript is spliced from 4 exons. The record is from RefSeq and is a predicted model, not a curated record. Gene Ontology annotation, molecular function: dihydrolipoyl dehydrogenase (NADH) activity; flavin adenine dinucleotide binding. Bases 1 to 618 code for a protein of 205 amino acids. Gene Ontology annotation, cellular component: oxoglutarate dehydrogenase complex; mitochondrion. Lineage: Eukaryota; Metazoa; Arthropoda; Malacostraca; Decapoda; Penaeidae.